Gigantopelta aegis is the source of this 2799-nucleotide messenger RNA. RefSeq lists its product as uncharacterized. Bases 561 to 2219 code for a protein of 552 amino acids. NCBI's taxonomy places the organism in Eukaryota, Metazoa, Mollusca, Gastropoda, Neomphalida, Peltospiridae. The transcript has 3 exons. The record is from RefSeq and is a predicted model, not a curated record.
UCUAUUUUAUUUCAAAUGAUAAAUGCAUUUGACCUUUAUUUACCGCACUCAAACGGAAAAGCUGUUUUAAACAAUCAUUAAUCCUCAUUUUCCUGUCUUGUGAUUAGGUACAAAAGGACACGGUACCGUUUUCCUGACUACGGCGUUUUCGAGAUGUAACCAUCACUGAUCGAGAAAACUUCUACGCAGUUACGUUCUGUGAUUUUGGCACUACUCGGCGUACGGCGCAUAAAAAUCCUUUUAACACGUGAAUCGGUGCUCGUUCGGAAUUUCAGGAACACCUGUAGCGAUGACACUGAUGAUUCCAAAGCGUGAAAAUAUCGUCAAAAGAUUUUUAUAACUUCAAGGUAACGAUUGUUUUCUUCAACCUCUGGCAUUAAUGGAAUAUUGACGUACCUUUGAUAAUCUCAAAAUAAGUGUUAUUCCGUUAUCGUGAAAGGGAAUAUAAAACAUAUAUAUAUAUUCUGAAUGUCAAAUUUCUUAUUGAAAAGUUGAUACAAGUGAGCGAAAGGAUACCACUGGAAUCAAAUUCAUUCGGUUUAACGCGAUCGUGUGUAACAAUGACUCCAUCCGUGUAUUUCAUUUUUGUGGUUUUCGGUCUGGUUAUGGCUAGAAAGUUGGAAGUGUUUAAUGAGCAGACAAAAGUAGGUCCGGUGAUUCGGCAUAAUUUCGAAAGCAGGAGCAGCAGGUAUGAUUUACCGACAGAGACAGAAAGCGUGAAAAUUAUGAAAAUGUUCGGUGAACAAUUGAACGAGCUAAAAAGCUUGAUCUUCCAACAAGGAAAGGUGCUGGCGCAACUUACAAAAGGUCAACACAAAAUGAUUAAAGAGAGGGACAGAAACAGAAGGCGACACCGAUAUGUGAAAAAGUAUCUGAGAAAAAUCUAUUUGGGCUGCAAGUGUGAAGCACGGUUGUUUGAUCCGAGGAAUUUUCAUUUCGGCGACGCGGCGGGAAGGAAAACCGACGUCGUAGCGAACUACUCGAGAAAUACAAGCGCCGCUGUAGGUGUCACGGACGCAGGCGUAAAUCCGACCGAACAAACCCACGUGCUUCCUAGUACUCAGAGAAAUGAUGAGAAAACAAGGAACGACAUUACACGUAGUGGCGUCGACCACGGUGCUGGAAAAGAACAACAAACAAAGAACGCCAUUACACGUAUUGGCGUCGACCACGGUGCUGGAAAAGAACAACAAACAAAGAACGCCAUUACACGUAUUGGCGUCGACGACGGUGCUGGAAAAGAACAACAAACAAAGAACGCCAUUACGCAUCAUGGCGUUGGUCACGGCAAUGAUGGCGAUGUCGAUGGUCAAACAACGCCCACGUUGACGAUACUAAACAGACCAUACGUCCACGUUGACCGCUUUGUCGCCGAAGCUGCUGGACGUAAAGGUGCUAGUUACAAUAUACCUGUUGUUAGGAAACCGACGAAGUACGGAAAAAGCCGAGAACACCACAAGCAACCAGAAAAUGGAAUUCUACGAGAUGAAAGCAAAGCGGAUGAUGUUUCCGAGAUGACCACGGUCGGAUUAGAUUAUCUGACGACAGAAAUGGUCGCACUGCCCACAGGUCCCGGAAGAAAAUGGCCAGAAAUAGCGCGCUAUGUCAUGGGACCAUACAAAGGUGAAUAUGACGUACAGAUAGACCUGGCUCUGGGUCGGGUGACCGGCAGUCAUAGCUCUAUCAAGAUCCUGGAGUUUCCCAUGCAGGGGAUCGCCUCUUACUGCAUCCAGCAAGGCGUGGUCAAACUGUCGUUUGGAAAACCGGGCACUGCUCACCGCCAUGAUGCUCUUUUGAUUGACAUGACCUUUGACACGCCCAGCGAGUGGGUUUUUAACAUCGGUGAUUCGAGCAGCAAUGACGGAAGAUCCGGUGAUCGCUCCACACAGGAAAACGACAGUGAAAUUGAUGGAUUCGGAACUACUUUUGCUGUGUACGGCAGCGACAAGUCACGUGACCCAUGGAGAAAGCAACUCUAUCGGAACGAAGAGUUCGUCAAAGGGAGACUAUCUAUUGUGAUAACAGACCAGGUGAUCGUGUGGAAUAAUUUUGCGGGAAAUUUCGACUUCGUGAGAGACCCUUCGCUGUUUGCUCUGAUCGGACAAAGCGAUGACCAGGGAUCUGUCAAUUAUGAUAUCUUUUUGGGUCUUAACCGUGUCAUUGGUGGAAAGUAUCGAAAUGGGCGUGGACUUUGUACAGCUGCUUUGAAGUGGUUGUGAAUGUAAAAAUAUGCCAAAAAAAUAAAAAAAUAAAUGGCAGGCCAAGGUUGAAACCUGCGCUACAACCGCUUGCUCUGUGCACGUAAAACCCUAUGACCUGACCUGACCUGACCUGACAAAAUGGCAAACAUACUAAAAGGAACUGAAUGUAACAGACACGUCUGUUUGUGCUUUGGCUUUAUUUUUUCAUAUAUCAUUUGAAAUGGCAGUUAUUGAAAUGGGCAGCAUGAACUGUGUAUGGCAGCGUUGAUGAAGAUGGUUUGAUUAAGGCGACACCACACGAUACGAGUGCUUCUAACGAAAACAGCCGAUUGUGAUAACGCAAACAUUACGAUUCCAUCCGAAUCAUCGCUUGUUGUGCAAUCGGCUAUUCUCGCACGAGUCACUCGUAUCGUGUGGUAAUGUCAUUAAAUAUGUAUAUAAAGACAUUAAAAAAACCCACAUUUAAUUGGACAUAAUCUAGUUGAAGGCAUAUGCUAUUACGGCGAUUCAUGAAAUGGGAAUGCAGCAUUUACGAAGAGGUUGUGAACGUAUAAAAUAACAGUAAUAAUAUUAAUAUAAAACAUUUAAUGUACUUAAA